Molecule: messenger RNA, 2310 nt
Organism: Lasiosphaeria miniovina
Lineage: Eukaryota; Fungi; Ascomycota; Sordariomycetes; Sordariales; Lasiosphaeriaceae
Exons: 6
Coding region: 1-2310 (769 amino acids)
Biological process (GO): transmembrane transport; carbohydrate transport
Cellular component (GO): membrane
Molecular function (GO): carbohydrate:proton symporter activity
Source: RefSeq, a predicted model, not a curated record
AUGUUCUUCGCCGUGGCACCAGUCGAAUCGGGCCAGACUCGCCCAACUCCCGCUAUUAUUACCCCAGACUCGGACUCGGCGCAUUCGCCGCUGCAGAACGGGGUCGCUGCUCAACAGCCCCGAUUCUUUCAAGAUUUCUUCUCCAACACCACCCCCGGCCCUCACGGCCACGAUUACGACCCCGACCACGGGCAGUCAGCCUCGUUGCUUGCCUCGCAUCAGCCUAGUCAUCUGAACGAAGACCUGCGCUUCUCCCUAUCCGACGACGGCCGUUCAUCCGACUCAUCGUGGACCGACACGGGCGAUAUUUCCGAGCAGCUCGCCAGCGAGGAUCCACUGCGCCAAAGGCUCACCGAAACUCUCGACGACGAGCUUCUUGCUGGCGUCGUCAAGCGCCAUCCGAGGCAUCGCAAUCACCACCAAACCAGUACAAAGCGGGUUCGCUACCGCCAGCUGCUCUCCCCCUCACGCAGCAGGUCCGCGUCUCGCCACAUUGGCGUCGUUACUAAAGAGGGCAUUCAUAUUCCUGACGUACCCCCUCGAAACGUCCCUGCAGCUGAGCGCCUCCUCGCCGCCAUCAUGACGGGCGGCACGAGCUCCAUCCACGGCUUGACCGGGAAACCGUUAAUUUAUUUCACAUCUAUAUUCGUGUCCCUCGGCGUCUUCCUCUUCGGCUAUGACCAAGGCGUCAUGUCGGGCAUCAUUACUGGUGGCUAUUUCAAAGAAUACUUCCACGAGCCAUCAAACUUCCAGAUUGGGACCAUGGUCGCCAUCCUUGAAGUCGGGGCUUUCGUCUCAUCUUUGAUGGUUGGCCAUAUAGGUGACAUUAUCGGACGAAGAAAAACCAUUCUCUACGGGUCCUGUAUCUUCUUCGUAGGCGGCGCUCUACAAACAUUUGCCCUCAGUAUGCCCAUGAUGAUGCUGGGCAGAAUCACGGCCGGUCUAGGAGUCGGCAUGCUCUCGACCAUCGUUCCCGUCUAUCAAUCCGAGAUCUCCCCGCCGCACAACAGGGGCAAACUCGCGUGUAUCGAAUUCUCGGGGAACAUCAUUGGGUAUACAACCUCGGUGUGGGUGGACUACUUCUGCGGUUAUAUCGAGAGCAAUCUCUCCUGGCGUCUCCCUCUGCUCAUGCAGUGCGUGAUGGGCGCUUUGCUGGGCCUGGGGAGCCUAAUCAUUGUCGAAUCACCCAGGUGGCUGCUUGACAACGAUCAUGACGAAGAGGGCAUUGUCGUCAUUGCUAACCUUUACGGUGGCGGCGAUAUUCAUGAUCCGCGCGCCCGCGACGAGUUCCGCGACAUUAAAAUGAACGUACUUAUGCAUCGACAAGAAGGUGAGAGGACUUAUACCGACAUGUUUCAACGCUACGGCAGGCGCGUCUUCAUUGCCAUGUCGGCCCAGGCCCUUGCCCAGUUGAAUGGCAUCAACGUCAUCUCGUACUAUGCACCACUGGUAUUCGAGGCAGCCGGAUGGAAGGGUCAUGCGGCCGUCUUGAUGGCGGGCAUCAACGGCAUCACGUAUUUCCUAUCCACCAUCCCGCCUUGGUACAUUGUCGACCGCUGGGGCCGGCGGCCGAUCCUCCUGUCGGGCGCCGUGGCCAUGGCCAUAUCCUUGUCUCUAAUCUCAUACUUCUUGUACUUGAACAUUAAGGCCACACCGACUCUGGUUGUCAUCAUGGUUAUGACUUACAACGCCGCGUUUGGCUACUCGUGGGGCCCUAUCCCGUGGCUCUACCCGCCCGAGAUCCUGCCGCUCAAAAUUCGCUCCAAGGGCGCUAGUCUUUCCACAGCGACGAACUGGGCCUUCAACUGGCUAGUGGGCGAAAUGACACCGGUUUUGCAAGAGCUGAUCACAUGGCGCCUCUACCUUAUACACGCAUUCUUUUGCGCUGUUAGCUUUGUAGUUGUGUAUUUUCUAUACCCCGAAACCUGCGGAGUGCGCCUUGAGGACAUGGAUGCUCUCUUUGGCGACUCGACCAAAGCUCUGGGAACACCAGCUGGUGCAGGAACGCCAUCGGUGGCCGCAGAAUCUGACGCGCUGGUACGGUCUGGUUCCCCUGUGCCGCCGCUCGAUCUCAGAGCCCGUCGGUUCGGUGCCGGUAGUGCCAUCCCUGGCCUAAAUAUUGACCCCCCCGAUGACGUCGAUGCUGAUGCCGAUGACGACCGCAAGUCGCGGUCUGCGGCCGGAGCAACCUAUCGUACAGGCGGCGGGAUCGGCGGCUGGCUCUCUAGAAUUAUGGGCCGUGGUAGUUCAGCAGGUGCGUCGAGCGGCGGUUCUGGGGAGUAUGCGCCUCUAGACCAGCGAGAGGAGUAA